AUGUCUCGCCGUCCCCCAAAGGGCGAGUACAUCGAGACCGACACAGGUAACAAAGUCGCCCGCAAAGCCGUCCUCGUCGGAACCCAGAACAUCAUGCUCGGCGGCAAGACCGUCAUCCAGCCCGAAGUCAUGAUCCGUGGCGACCUCGCACGCACAGCAGCAGCAGCCGCUGCAUCGUCCUCGUCCGGCAGCGCGCCUGCCAGCAACACCGCCGUCGCCAUAGGCCGCUACUGCUUCCUCUCGCGCGCCGUGCUGCUGCGUCCGCCGGGCCGCAUAUACAAGGGCGCAUUCACGUACAUGCCGCUGCGCAUAGGGGACCACGUCUUUGUCGGCCAGGGGACCGUCGUGCAGGCGGCGGCGGUGGGAAACCACGUGCAGAUCGGCAAGGGGUGCGUUAUCGGCGAGUUUGCCAUCCUGAAGGACUUUGUCAAGGUCUUGGACAACACUGUUGUGCCGCCGAGUAUGGUUAUCCCUAGCUUUUCUAUCGUCGCGGGUCAGCCGGCGAGAGUUAUCGGGGAGAUUCCCGAGGGUGGUUAUGAUGAGUUUGAGUUGAGGGAUAUGUACAAGACGGUUGGAAACAAUCCUCAACCUCCGGCGCCUUGA
Messenger RNA from Fusarium sp. VM40, 603 nucleotides. NCBI's taxonomy places the organism in Eukaryota, Fungi, Ascomycota, Sordariomycetes, Hypocreales, Nectriaceae. The record is from the annotation of a GenBank genome assembly.